Molecule: messenger RNA, 2607 nt
Organism: Caenorhabditis remanei
Lineage: Eukaryota; Metazoa; Nematoda; Chromadorea; Rhabditida; Rhabditidae
Exons: 10
Coding region: 1-2607 (868 amino acids)
Biological process (GO): signal complex assembly; protein phosphorylation
Cellular component (GO): dendritic spine; cytoskeleton; focal adhesion
Molecular function (GO): protein tyrosine kinase activity; ATP binding
Source: RefSeq, a predicted model, not a curated record
AUGGAAGGACUGGCACGUGUAUUCCUGAUUGGUGGCGCUUCGAAAGCAGUCCGUUAUGAUGAGCAAACGACCAUUGAGCGUGUCAUCCAUGUCGUCGCGCGAGGAAUCGGCAUCUCACAAGUGGCCGUCGCCCACUUUGCUCUUCGACUCGUCACCGGGCCGUCUCCACAAACAGCGGGUUCCGGAGAUUCACUUUGGCUGCAUCCGAUGCUUCGCAUCGCCCAAUUACCUCAUAUCUAUGCGAAACAUUUGCCGAUUGGAGUUUGUGACGAGAUAAAACUAGAAAUGAGAAUGCGAUUCAUGCCACAAUCGGUUUACGAGUUGCAAGUCACUGAUAGCUCCGCCUUCGUUUACCUUCAUGAACAAGUCGUCGACGAGUUUUUUAGCCACGUCGCAUGGCGAUCAUCUGUGGAAGUUGCACUGGAAGUGGCCGCGCUGAAAGUUUGUAGAGAUUUUGCGGAGCAUCAGCAUAACAAAGGCGCAGACCACCAUAUGGAUGAGCUCGAUAUAGAUGCAUGUAUUCAAUCUCUGAUACCCAAUGUCCUCCACAAUCCAGGACUAAAACAUAGUCAUCUGAGGAAACAAUUCACGGCGUACAUCAAAAAGUUCUCGGCGACGUCACCCAAUGAAUCGAUCAUCAGAAGUCUCGCAUUGCUAUUGGAUGUGGUGAAAUUCGAUGUGGAAGUUUUUAAAGCGAGUCUUGGCACCGGAUGGACGAACCCCGUGGAGUUGGUGGUCGGGCCACAUGCAGGGCUCUCGUAUCGACUGAAUGAGAGAUGUGAUACCUCGCGCCUCCUCGAACUCCGCACCAUCGCCGACAUCACGAUCCGCAAAAUGGAGAACGGUUCCGAGAAAACCCUAAUGCAACUCAAGUUAUCAGGCGCCGCGAAACCAGUCAUGAUAACUCUCUCGACCGAAGAGCUCGCCCAAUCGUUAGCCCAUCUGCUAGACGGCUACCAGAUGUUGUAUAAUCAAAGGGAUAGUGUAUUCAAGUUGAAAGGGAUCGAGAGAUGUGAAACAAUGACAAUGCAUGAAGCGACGAUUCGACCAAAGACCCCGACUGGAUUUGAUACUAAUAUUAGAAUCCGACGAGAGUUAAUUACCCUCAAAGAGUUAAUUGGUGGAGGACAAUUCGGAAAUGUCUACAAAGCAAUCUAUCACGAUACGGAAAAAGACGAACGCGUCGCCGUCGCCGUCAAGGUCUGCAAGAGUGACGCGGAGCCAGCGGACACCCAACUCAUCCUCCAGGAGUCAGGCCUCAUGCGAAACUUCCGCCACGCCCAUAUCAUCCAACUCAUCGGUGUUUGUGUCGACCAACCCAUGUGGCUAGUGCUGGAACUUGCACCACACGGUGAGCUCCGUGAGUACCUUCAACAGGAGAAGGAUUGGUUGCCGUUGAGGACGUUAACACUGUUCGCAAGCCAGAUUUGUGACUCGUUGGUCUACCUUCAUUCCACUCGAUUUGUGCAUAGAGACAUCGCGGCGAGGAAUAUCUUGGUGUGCUCCCCGCAAUGUGUGAAGUUAGCGGAUUUUGGGCUCUCCAGGGCUCUAGACUACGAUGCGGUGUACACGGCGUCCCGUGGGAAGCUACCUAUCAAAUGGCUAGCCCCAGAAUCGGUGAACUACCGUCAGUUUAGUAUGGCAUCCGACGUAUGGAUGUUCGGAGUCUGCAUGUGGGAAAUCUAUUCGCUGGGUGUCAAACCGUGGGCUGGCGUCACGAAUAGCGAUGUGAUAAUGCAUAUCGAGCAAGGUUCCCGACCGCCGUGUCCGGAGAAGUGUCCCACUGCGUUGUAUAACUUUGUGAAAAGUAAGAUGUGGGCCAUCGAGCCGCAUAAGAGACCGACCGUCGAUCAGAUUUUUGCGAUCAUCGAAGACGUGAGACAACAAGUCUUGAGAAACGUACCGCCAGAUCAAAUUAUUGUUGGAAAACCGAUGAAUCCCGCCGGAGUAAUCGUCGCAGAGAUGUCAAGCUUACCAUCCCUAACUCUCUACCGUACCAUGGAGGAGCAAAAGAGACAAGCGGAGGAAGACGCGAAAUGGUUGGAACAAGAGGAGGAAGAUGGGGAUGACGAUGAGCUGGAACCCGAUCAAAUUCCAUCGACAUCUCAUUCUUCUGUGGAGAAUAUCAGAAGUUCCAAUGGUUUUUUGCAUCACACACCCACGUCGACAAGGUCGUUGAGGUUUGAGGACAAAACCUCCCGAGAGCUGCGCCGAAGUGUGGACGGUGUCUGCGACGCCGUCACCAAACUCCAGAAUUCGUUCAACAAUUUGACACAUAACGACGAGUUCCUUCAUUCGGUGAAAGAGGUGACAAGUCAGUUGAGAGAGAUGUUGAUUGUCGCAUCCGGAAUGAGGGAUCGAGUCACCACUGCGAGUCAACGGACCGAGGUGGAGAUGACGAAGACGUUGAUUGCAAAUGAUAUGAAGCAGAUGAGUCGGGUGAUGGCCAAGUUGCAGGUUAAUGGAGAGCAGACGAUCUACAACACACUCCGCCGCGACGUCGUCCGUAUCUGCGGGGAGCUCGCAGUGAAUUGCACAACUCUCCAGCUACAACUCACACAACCACCACUAGAAAACGAGUUUUCCGCACUGCUUUCCAAUUGUUAA